UUUUAAUUGUUUUUUCCCAUAAUUUUCCAUUCACUCGAUUCUAACAUUUUUUGCAGGAUUCCAUCAUUAACAUAUAGAUAUUUGUAUUUAAUACUUUAAUACACAAUAACGUAUUAUGUUAUACACUCUAAAAUAACACUAUGAGUAAAACUGUUUAAAAAAUAACUUCAGUUGGAAAAUGGUUAGUAUAUCAGAAUUGAGAAGUAGAUUAGCUUCGGCUCAGUCUACAAAAUCAAAAUUAAGGCUAAGUAACCUUCAGUGUAUUGACUUACUGUUGAAAAUAUGUAAAAAAAAGGGAGUUGACCUAAUUACUAGCACAGAUGGGAUGUUAUUUUACACUCUCGAGGAGGUUCAAGCUGAAGUGGAAAAUGAACUGUUGUCCAGAGGUGGUAGAAUCCCUAUUUUUGAGCUCAACUCUGUUCUUAAUUUUCAACCUGACCACAUCGACAGGGCAGUUUCCAACAUAGUUAAACCUGGUGGAGAAUAUCUAAAUUCUCACGGAGUUAUUAUAAGUAAGCAAUAUCUUGAGCGACUAAUGCAUUCUAUUGAUGACCGAAUUCAAGAGUGUGGUACUGUUGCAAUAUCUGACCUAUCAAAAGAGUACGACCUUCCACUAGAAAUGAUGCGCACAUACGUAUCGGCUAACCUUGGCUCUAUUAUUAAGGGGAAUAUUAACGGGAAUUUGAUAGAAUCUUUAACUUUUGAGCAGAGGAAAAUUAACAACUUUCUAGCCUCAGUUUUGGCAAUCACAAUGCCCAUCUCAACCAACGAUUUAUCCAGAAUUAUUAAACAAAACAUCAAUACGGUAAAUGAUACACUUGGUAAUCUGAUUAAACAGGGUAACGUUAACGGCUUUAUCAAGGGUAAUGAGUUUGUUCCUCAGUGUUACAUUAAUUCAGUUGACACCUUCUUAACACACUAUUACGCCCGUAACGGUUAUAUUGAGGUUAGUCUCAUCAAUUCAUUUCAUUAUUUCACAACAAACACCAUUAAUAAACAUACAAAUAACGGCAUGAAACACAAUAAAGCCACUAAAUCUAACCACAAACCCAUAAAACACACUAAUUCAUCCAUAAAGAAUGGCAAUUUAACAGUUAAGGACGGAAGUUCCACUGUAAAGAAUGAUAUCAAUACUGUUCACGGAGGCAUAUUGGAUAAUAGUGUAAAAUUGGAAACUGUGUAUAUAAAUAAAGAAUUAUUUGAGCCAGUGAGCAUACUAAUAAAUGAGUCAAUAAGUAAUAGAAGUUGGAGUGAUUUGGGUUCAAUGUUACCUUCAAUUUUAACGGCAAAUGAUUGGGCAAUUGUAGUUUCGACUAUAAAAAAUGCAUCUAAGAAUGGGACUCUACUCAAUACCUUGUACUUAUCAAACUCAUUUAUCGCAGAUUUAACCAAGUAUAUCAUUAGCACUAUGGACAAAUGUAAGGAUAAGGUUGAGGAUUUCAGAAUGGUUUUCUACAAAUCUAAAUUAUCAAAAGAUCAUCUGCUACAUUGUUUUAAUCUGAUUAUGUCGAAUGAGUUUUCCAAUGAUCAACUCAAUGAGAGCACUUUAGAUGUUCUCAAGGGUCCUGAUUCUUCUCCAAACUCCAACAAUCCUUCAGAAACACACUCAAAUAUGUCAUCACCCUUACAUUUAAGCACUGAUACAUCAACUGAGGAGAACAUUGAAAAGUAUUCAGAAUUGUAUAGUAUAUUAAAUGACUCAAGUGAGUUAUUUGAACUGAUAGAACUUGAAUUAAAGAAGGAGCUGUUGGUGAUAAUAGCUAAUAUGAAUAAGGUUCUGAGGUCAGAUAAGGCAAAAGUAUCCUCUGAUAGUACUGAAAAGCUUAUCACACACUUGAUGGAGUGUGAACUGACUUUAAAAGCCUUUGAUUUGGUAAAUCGCGACAAGGUUGAUACAACCCUUAAGUCAGAGACUUUAAAACCAGAUGUUAAAUUUCAAAAGGCCGUUGGCAGUCCUGUGAAACCUACUGAAAUUGUCCCGAAACCUGAAAUCUACGUUUUAAUACAGUUUUUGUCUAAGGAAUUAUGUUCUUCAGUGUUUAAGCUACUGUUAGAGCGUUACUUGAUGAACAAUAAGUUGGUUGAUGGUCCAGUGACUGUUGACUCUAAUAACCGUAGUAAGAUGAUUGAGUUGAUAGUGGACGAUGAUAUAAAGGAGCUUUUUAAGACUUUUACAACUCAUUUAAAGAAUAAAAACGCACAACAGUGCUUAUCAAUCUCCCGAGACCUUUGUAAGCUCAUGUACAUCAACUAUAACGUGAAGAAGGAUUCCCGUAAUUUUAUUCGUUCAAAACUCACUCAUUUUAAUCAACAGCUCUCUUCACUCACCAAGUUGGAUUCUAUUCUCACCUGCUACGCUUCUCUAAACAUUAUAUUAUUGAAGGCCAAUCACUAUGUGUUCUUCUGUGACAAGCUUUGGGCCGUACGCGAGGUUCUUAAACUCUUCAACCCAAUUUUAUCCACUCACCCUCAACUUCCACUCAUUCAGUCCAUUGUUGACCUUGUUGAACCUUCUGAUCCUGCUAAUUUAUCACCAACAAAUACAUCCAUCUAUACCCAAACAGAUAAAGAAUUGGAAGAAAAGACAAUGGAGUUGAUUAACGUUUUCAAGGUUUAA
This is a messenger RNA of Theileria parva strain Muguga, 2617 nucleotides long. RefSeq lists its product as uncharacterized. Gene Ontology annotation, biological process: protein K69-linked ufmylation; regulation of proteasomal ubiquitin-dependent protein catabolic process; response to endoplasmic reticulum stress. Gene Ontology annotation, molecular function: UFM1 ligase activity. The transcript has 2 exons. The coding region runs from base 179 to 2617 and encodes 812 amino acids. Gene Ontology annotation, cellular component: endoplasmic reticulum membrane. Lineage: Eukaryota; Apicomplexa; Aconoidasida; Piroplasmida; Theileriidae. The record is from RefSeq and is a predicted model, not a curated record.